Messenger RNA from Apis laboriosa (Himalayan honeybee), 1899 nucleotides. RefSeq names its product dual specificity mitogen-activated protein kinase kinase dSOR1 (gene Dsor1). Gene Ontology annotation, molecular function: protein kinase activity; ATP binding. Bases 356 to 1600 code for a protein of 414 amino acids. The record is from RefSeq and is a predicted model, not a curated record. Gene Ontology annotation, biological process: protein phosphorylation. Lineage: Eukaryota; Metazoa; Arthropoda; Insecta; Hymenoptera; Apidae. The transcript is spliced from 8 exons.
UGUGCCAUUUCAUGAUUGCUGUUAUUAAAUUAACAAUUACUCAGAAUAAAGUUUAUGUUUUUUCGUGAUUUAACAAAAAGUGUAUUUUAACGAAAAAUUUGAAACUUAAUAGUCCAUUUCUAACAACAUUAAAUUAGGACUAUUUCCUAAAUUUUCGAAUGAAAUUCAUAAUGAGAAUGGUUUUAAUGAUAAUACAUUUAUUGUAAAUUAAACGUAUACGAUUAUAAAAAAUAUUUUCAAUUAAAUAAAUUUUCAAUUGAUUAAAUAGAUAUUAUCUAAUUUUAAAAAAUAUUAAUAAACAACAUAUUUGUGUAAAAAUUGUGUAUUAUAGUGAUUGUUUAGUUUUAUAAUCCAAAUGUCAAAAAACAAGUUAAAUUUGACAUUACCUCCUGGUUCAAUAGAACCAGUUCCAGCUGUAUCACCAUCACCACCAGUACCAUCGUUACCUAUUUAUUCUGAACCACCAGUAAUACCAGAUGGAGUAAUGGGAAAAAUGAGUAUAGAUGCUAUUCAAGAAAGGUUAGAAGAAUUAGAAAUGGAUGAAGAGCAAAGAAAAAGAUUAGAAAGUUUUUUAGGUCAAAAAGAAAAAGUUGGAGAAUUAUGUGAUGAAGAUUUUGAGAAACUUGGUGAACUUGGUGCUGGUAAUGGUGGUGUUGUUAUGAAAGUGAGACAUAAAAAAUAUGGACUAAUAAUGGCAAGAAAGUUAAUACAUUUAGAAGUUAAACCUGCAAUUAAGAAACAAAUAAUCAGAGAAUUAAAAGUACUUCAUGAGUGCAAUUUUGCACAUAUAGUUGGAUUUUAUGGUGCUUUUUAUAGUGAUGGAGAAAUUAGUAUAUGUAUGGAAUAUAUGGAUGGUGGUUCAUUAGAUUUAAUAUUGAAAAAAGCUGGAAGAAUUCCAGAACCUAUACUAAGCACAAUUACAUCAGCAGUUUUGAAAGGUUUAAGCUAUUUGCGAGAUAAACAUGCAAUUAUGCAUCGAGAUGUAAAACCAAGCAAUAUCUUAGUAAAUAGCGCUGGAGAAAUAAAAAUUUGUGAUUUUGGUGUUUCCGGACAAUUAAUCGAUUCUAUGGCUAAUUCAUUUGUUGGAACGAGAAGUUAUAUGUCGCCAGAAAGACUUCAAGGUACACAUUAUUCUGUUCAAAGUGAUAUUUGGUCUCUAGGAUUAUCACUUGUGGAAAUGGCAAUUGGAAUGUAUCCAAUUCCACCUCCAGAUGAAAAAACUUUAGCUGCAAUAUUUAAUACUCCGACAGGUCAACCACCUACAGAAAGUGCAGCUACAAAUAAUGCUUCUACUCCAACGCAAUCUCCAGGACAUAAUACGGGUAGUCCAAGACCGAUGGCUAUAUUCGAAUUGCUGGAUUAUAUCGUGAAUGAACCACCACCGAAAUUGCCUGCUGGUAUCUUUAGCGAUGCUUUUACAGAUUUUGUGGAUCGUUGCUUGAAAAAAAAUCCUGCUGAAAGGGCAGAUUUAAAAACAUUAAUGAAUCAUGAAUGGAUUAAAAAAGCUGAAUCUGAAAAUGUAGAUAUUGCUGGUUGGGUAUGUCGUACAAUGGAUUUACAACCGACUACUCCAACGCGUUUAGCGAAUGUACAAUCCUGAAUAAAUGUCACUCUUACAUACUUGACUACCUAUAUACGCGUUCAGUACUCUUAAGUUAAUUUUCAUUUCUUUUCGUUUUAUUAAUAUGAACAGUGGCGUUUUCAUUUUUUCUUUUUUUAACAUUAUAAAGUUCGUAAAAUGAAGAUCUUUCGCGAUUUUGAAAACAGACUUAUUUAUAAGAAUCUGUUAUAUUUUUUUCUUCUCUCUCACUCUCUCACUCUCACUCUCUUACUCUCUCACUCUUACUUCUUUUUUCACUAUAUUUUAAAAUUUGCUCAAUCAUUCGCAUAAACACUUGA